AUGAAACACGAAAAUGCGCAGGUUAUGAUUUGCUCUCGUUCCGGCGAUGUGAUAGAGCCAAGACUCAUGAAACAAUGGAAUCUCGAUGUAAAACCGCUACACCUAGCAGCACUUCAAGCUAUUGAAAGGGGAAAAUUGAAAAUCGCUCCGAUGGGCCAAACUCAGCGAGUAAUCGACUGGUUGGAAAACACGGAUCCGUGGUGUUUAAGUCGACAAUUGUACUGGGGUCAUCGAAUUCCGGCUUUCACUACGGGAGACGUCACCGAUGAAAGGUGGACAAUUGCACGCGAUUCGAAUAAAGCAGCCACCACGUUAGGAUGUCACGUGGAGGAUUUGAGACAAGAGAGUGACGUUCUGGACACAUGGUUUAGCUCUUCUCUGGUGCCGCUUGUUGUCUCUGGUUGGUGCUCAAGUUCCACAUCAACAACGAUUCCUCACUUUACAAGCCCACCACUGAACAUCAUGGAAACCGGCCACGAUAUUAUUGGAUUUUGGGUUACUCGGAUGAUCGCCAUGACACUACAUUUGACAAAUGGGACGCUCCCGUUCUCUAACGUGUUCCUGCAUGGUCUCGUGCGAGAUUCAAGUGGGCGAAAGAUGAGCAAGUCGCUUGGCAAUGUUAUCGAUCCAUUGGAUGUAUUAGAUGGAAUUUCUCUUGAGCAAAUGCUGAAACGAUUGGACGAGAGUAAUUUGGAUAAACAGGAAAUAGGGCUGGCAAAAGAAGACUUACGGAAGAACUAUCCGAAUGGAAUCCCCAAAUCUGGAGCAGACGCUUUGCGGUUUGCCCUACUACGGCAUGACGUUUCUGCUACCGAUGUUCCGAUAGCCGUGUCUCAAUUAGUUGACGAGGGAUUAAGAUUUUGCAACAAACUUUGGAAUUUGACGAACUAUGUCUUGAUUUUGCACAACUCUAGUACGAGAAAUUUUACCGAUAUAUUCACCAAUGAGACAGAUUUAUGGCUUUUAUCUCGAUUACACGCUCUCUUCGAUUUUCUCAUUGGCGAUUUGUGUGAUGUUUACUUGGAAACCACGAAGAAAUACCUCUGGUCAAAGGACCAAGCAAGAAUCAACGAAGUGUGCUCUGUUUUGAACCACGUUCUUCCGAGGUCUCUUGCCCAACUCUCGAUUUUUAUGCCAUUUGCUGCGCAAGCGAUGUAUGAGCGAACAAAAACACUGAACGAUUGCGAUUUUUACGACUUUAUUUUAAAGCAAGAACCAAAUCGUGUCAAUCCUGCUCUGGAUACUCAAAUGAGAUUCACUCUGUCAAUUGUGUCAACGAUACGGUCACUGAGAGCUCAACUUAAUCUUCCGAAAACAAUUUCCUUUGAUGGGUUCCUUCGCUCAAACGAAAGUUCACCAAUCCAUCCAUUGUUUAAUGAGUUAAAUUCGUUGUGCGGUUUGCGAUUGUUACAAGAACAACCUUCAUCGUCGAAAGAAUACGUCAUUUAUCCAGUGCAUGGAUACGAUGUACAGCUCAAUAUUAAGAUCCAGGACGAACAUCGCGAGGAAUUCAAUCGACUUCUUGAAAAGCAAAACGAGCACAUAAAUCAACGAAUCGAGAAGCAAACUGAAGUGGUGAAAGGAGCGAAUCAAAUGGCCGAAAGGGAUGCAAAUGAUCCAAAAGCAAAAUCCGACAAAAAGGAGCGAAGUGCGCGUCGAGCGAAAAGCGAAAUGAUGAAACUCGAGGGAUUGAGGGCUGAAUCGAAACGACUUCAGACACUUGUCGAUAAACAGAAAAAUCUUAUCAAG
Mesorhabditis belari is the source of this 1749-nucleotide messenger RNA. The record is from the annotation of a GenBank genome assembly. NCBI's taxonomy places the organism in Eukaryota, Metazoa, Nematoda, Chromadorea, Rhabditida, Rhabditidae.